Neltuma alba is the source of this 1128-nucleotide messenger RNA. Its product is annotated as GDSL esterase/lipase EXL3-like. Gene Ontology annotation, molecular function: lipase activity. Bases 1 to 1128 code for a protein of 375 amino acids. Gene Ontology annotation, biological process: lipid metabolic process. The record is from RefSeq and is a predicted model, not a curated record. Gene Ontology annotation, cellular component: extracellular region. The transcript has 5 exons. Lineage: Eukaryota; Viridiplantae; Streptophyta; Magnoliopsida; Fabales; Fabaceae.
AUGAGGUGUCCGUUUCAAAGUCGUCUUCUUCUUCAUCUUCAAUUUCCUUCUGUGGUCGUCUUUCUCUGGUAUUGUGCCGUACUCAUCAUCUUUCAACAAAGCACUUCUUCUUCUUCUGCUGUUGUGAGUCUACCAAACAAUGAAACAAUCCCAGCGGUAAUUGUGUUUGGAGACUCCAUUGUUGAUGCUGGUAACAAUAACUUCAUAACCACUUUGGUUAAGUGCAAUUUCUUACCUUAUGGCAAAGAUUUUGGUACCGGAGAUCUUCCUACAGGGAGGUUUAGCAAUGGUUUGGUGCCAUCAGAUAUCAUUGCUGCAAAAUUUGGGGUGAAGCAACUUUUGCCACCAUAUCUUGAUCCUAAUCUGAAACUAGAUGAUCUUCUCACUGGUGUGAGCUUUGCUUCUGGUGGUGCUGGAUAUGAUCCUCUCACUGCAGAACUAGUGUCGGUGAUACCAUUAUCAGGUCAACUGGACAUGUUCAGAGAGUACAAGAAGAAGAUAAAAGAAGGAGUUGGAGAAAGCAAAGCAGGAAGCAUUGUAUCAAAGAGCAUAUACAUAGUGUGUAUAGGAAGUGAUGACAUUGCCAAUACUUAUACUCAAUAUGGCAUCAGGAGAGCUCAGUAUGAUAUUUCAUCAUACACUGACUUCAUGGCUGCCCAAGCCUCAAGCUUCUUCCAAGAACUUUAUGGAUUAGGAGCAAGAAGGAUUGGGGUGUUCAACUUACCCGUUUUAGGGUGUGUGCCCUCACAGAGAACAAUAGGAGGAGGCCUAGAGAGAGAUUGCUCAGACUUUGAGAACCAAGCAGCUGUCCUAUUUAACUCUAAACUCUCCUCUCAGAUUGAUAUGCUUAACAAAAACUUGCCAGACGCCAGGCUUGUUUACUUGGAUUGCUAUACCUCACUUCUUCAUAUGCUUCAACAUCCAGCUCAAUAUGGAUUUGAAGUAACAGAGAAAGGAUGCUGUGGUAGUGGAGACAUAGAGGUGAGCAUUACGUGCAACCCUUACACUCUAGAGUUAUGUUCAAAUGACUCAGCCUACAUUUUCUGGGACAGCUACCAUCCAACACAGAAGGCCUAUUCCAUCCUUGCUUCCCUUGUGCUUGACCCCAAAAUCAAGGAUUUCUUCUAA